GAUCUCGCUUUGGUGAACAACUCCAAGCUUAGGAAUUAUAACACAAGACAACUGCCUCUACAGGUGUAUUUUUAACCUGAAUCUCAGCUUGAUUUAUUUAAAUCACAACAUCACACCUUCAAGCAACAUGUUCUCAACUGGCGAAGUUUGCAUUGUUUCACCCACACCAAUGAACGAUCCCGACGCAAUUCAUCUAGCUGAAAUCAGCAUGGGGAGCACGCUUCUAGACCUCGAUCUUAUCCAACAACAGCAACGCAACGGCCCCUCCCCCAGUCCCUUCAGCGGCGGCUUCGGACUCCCCCCUUCACCAGACAUGCAAGGGUCCUUCUAUCCAGAGCAGAACUUCUUUCCUACACAGCAGAUGGGCUCUACCAUUCAGCAGCAGGGGGGAAACCAGAUCUCAGAGAUCGAGGAGAACGAGAUGAUGCGAUUACUAAUGAGGGAGAUGAUUCCUGAUAUCCUCGAGGAUUGCCACAAACUCAACUUGAUUCCAAAUGUUUACUGCUGGACGCCGGAAGAUGUCCAGAAGUGGUUGUUAUGCGUCGCCAAUCGCUUUGAGCUGGGGGAACUCGAGAUGGGCCACUUUUACAUCAAUGGACCAACCCUUGCAACACUCCAGGACGUGGAUUUCAGGCACAGGGCGCCGAAAUGCGGCGACAUCCUUUACAGCGUUGUAUGUCUUCUUAAAUCAAGUAUUCACUUUGACGUAGCACCCCAGGUCGUACCUCAAGCACAACAGAUGAUGCCCAAUAUUCCCCAACCCUCGCACUUCAUUACCGGGGCACCCACCACAACCAUGAUGCCACCCAAGUACACCUACACGCCCGUCUCACCGGUAGCAACGCCAGGAGACGAGAGCGGUAGCACUGGCUCGCCUAGCGAUGACGAGAUCUCAAUCCCAUCACCCGCCCCCAGCGGACCCAACACCUCCAUGACCCCGAACCACACAGGAGGUAUCCAGCUCUGGCAGUUCUUGAAGGAGCUCCUCCUCCAGCCCAACUCCUACAGCUACUGCAUCAGGUGGAUAGACAGAACACAAGGUAUCUUCAAGAUCGAGGACUCUGUCGAGGUCGCCAGACUUUGGGGCUUGAGGAAGAACAGGCCGGCCAUGAACUACGACAAGCUCUCUCGCUCCAUCAGGCAGUACUACCGCAAAGGCAUCAUGAAGAAGACCGAGGUUUCGCAGCGACUCGUCUACCAGUUUGUCACCCCCUGUUAAAGAAUGGAAUAGUCUAAAAACUCUCGCGAUAUGAACACGCACACAGAGGGAGAGAGAAGCAGAAUGUACUCUACGAAAGACAUUGCCAAUUACUAUUGCCUAUCAAAAGUGGAACUAGUUUCCGAACUUGAAAGGGCGAAAUGGACUUUUCACUUGUUAUGACAUCGACGAGUUUUAUGUGUAUUUAAUAUUUAAAGACUUUAAACAAUCUCAUUCUUGCCCGAAGAGACAUGGUUUCCAUGGUUACUAACUAAUCGCAGUACUAGGGUUGAAUAACAUGUAGUAUUUUAAACUCUGAUUGUGUUAUAAUCAACAAUUUUGUAGCAAAUAUCUUGCAAUUGUAUCAUAAUAAAGUCGAGGAGGUGGGGGUUAGGUGAACAUUCUUUUCUAUGGAUUGUGAGAAAAGCAGACAUGAUGCCUUAUUGGUAUUUUUUUAAUGGAUGUCUUUUAACGGUACUGUUUUUCUAGGAAUGAUUUUAUGCAUUGUUUUCGUGAUGUUAUUAAUUCUCAUGUGAUUUUUUGUUGUACAUAUUCUUAUACUUCUACUAUCAUGAUGAUUUUCGAGAGGAAGAAGACAUUUUUAAA
Messenger RNA from Strongylocentrotus purpuratus (purple sea urchin), 1804 nucleotides. It is a transcript of the gene Ets4, whose product is annotated as Ets4 transcription factor. Gene Ontology annotation, molecular function: sequence-specific DNA binding; DNA-binding transcription factor activity, RNA polymerase II-specific. Gene Ontology annotation, cellular component: nucleus. The record is from RefSeq and is marked provisional. Gene Ontology annotation, biological process: regulation of transcription by RNA polymerase II; cell differentiation. NCBI's taxonomy places the organism in Eukaryota, Metazoa, Echinodermata, Echinoidea, Camarodonta, Strongylocentrotidae.